AUGUCUCUGCCAUCAUGCGCCUCUCGGCGGGUAUCUCCUAUGCAUUGUUUCGCUAGGCGCACCAUGUCGAAGCAAGCGCCGAGGAAGCCAAAACCGACGUCAAAACUGACACCAAAGCCAGCACCGAAACUACCCUCUCAAUCCGCACCUCCACCCCAACUCGCCUCCUACGUCAGAUCUCACGAGACACUCCCGCCGCCCAAAAUGCGCGCUCUCAUUUCGCUAUACCACCAAGCGGACUCAUGGAUUACACCCGACAACCUCCUCAAGCGGAUAGAUGCCGCAUUCGUGCCUCCAGCUUCUGAAGAUAUCGAAAUCCCGGAUGCCAAAGUGAUUACGCUGGAUGAGCUCCAGGGCGAACUCGAUGAUAUCAAGAAGGCGCCGAAGAUGGUGCAGCACGACGCCCUGCCACGAGAUUCGUCCCGCAGGGCAGACUCCAAAAAGUCAUGGAGCGACCAACGUUCGAAGAGGGAGUCGAUGGUGUUCGAGGCGCUGUAUGGGGUGAAUUUCGACCACUCCGGUAGGGUGAUGCCUGGUCUGGAGGUCUUGCAGGAGAGGUCGAAGUCAUUGGCCCAGCAGAGGAAGGAAGAUGCGGAAACGAAGGCGGAGCGCGCAAUGGACCUGCAGGACUUGCUUGACACUCCACCUGGGUACUAA
Molecule: messenger RNA, 657 nt
Organism: Cyclocybe aegerita
Lineage: Eukaryota; Fungi; Basidiomycota; Agaricomycetes; Agaricales; Hemipholiotaceae
Source: the annotation of a GenBank genome assembly